Amphimedon queenslandica is the source of this 1608-nucleotide messenger RNA. Its product is annotated as ornithine aminotransferase 1-like. Gene Ontology annotation, molecular function: identical protein binding; transaminase activity; pyridoxal phosphate binding. The transcript has a single exon. NCBI's taxonomy places the organism in Eukaryota, Metazoa, Porifera, Demospongiae, Haplosclerida, Niphatidae. The record is from RefSeq and is a predicted model, not a curated record. Bases 28 to 1428 code for a protein of 466 amino acids.
AUAAUUAAACCACGCCCUAAAACCGCCAUGGAUUCUAGCCAAGAAGCUGCAGAGGCAGAGGAAAGAGCUACUUCCAUUUCUGUCUCUGGGAUACCUCCAGGACAAAAAUCUCAGGCUCUCUUGAAGCGAUUGGAUGACUCAAUUGGCAAGACCAAUUACGUGGGGCUGUAUGGUAUUGCGUUAGAAUCAGGCUCAGGGCCUUACAUGAAAGAUGUAGAUGGAAAUGCUUAUCUGGACUGUCUUGCUGCAGCCUCCGUCAACGUCCUUGGGUAUGGUCAGGAAAAUAUAGCCAAAAGACUCUACACAGUGACAAGCUCCAUGCAAAACACUGGAUUCAUUUAUUCGCCUAAUACCCAUGCAGUAGAGUUGGCUGAGAAGUUGAUUAGCAUAACCCCUGGGGAUUGGCCGAAGAAAGUCAUACUUGGUCUGAGUGGCUCUGAUUCAAAUGGUGGAGCUAUUGAAGCUAUGCGUCGCUUUACAACCAGGAAAGGUGUAAUACAUUUUAAAAAUGCUUAUCACGGGUCAACAGGGUUAUCACAACAGGCGAGUGAUUUCGGUUUGCUUAACAAAGGUAUUUAUCUGAAAACACCUUUCUUUGCAUCUGUUAGCUUCCCAACCACAGCUGAAGAGGGAGAGGCUACACUUAAAAAAAUUGAAAAACUCCUCUAUUCUGGUAUUUAUGGUGGGUUUAUAGCAGAGGUCUUUCAAGGUGAUGCAGGUGUCAUUCUUCCACCUCCUGGCUUCUUUUGUAAUUUAAAAGCACUCCUAGAGAAAUACCAAGCACUUUUGAUUGUGGAUGAAAUACAAAGUGGAAUGGGUCGUACUGGGAAGUGGUGGGCUUGUGAGCAUGAGGAUAUUGCUCCUGAUAUAAUAGUGAUGGGUAAAGGCUUGGGAGGAGGAUUUGUACCCAUAUCUGCUGCUGUUGGAAGGAAAGAAGUACUCGACUCAUUGGACCCAGGCCAACAGUUGUUUACUUUUGCAGGACACCCAACUGCUUCGCUUGCUGCAUGCUUAGUCAUUGAUGCUAUCGAGGAAAGAAAUCUAAUCAAAGGAGCAUUAAGAGUUGGUACACUUUUAAAGAGAAAGCUGAAAGAGCUUCAGUCUUGUUAUCCUGAUAUAAUCAUUGCAGUGAGAGGGAUGGGCCUUAUGAUUGGAGUCGAAAUAGAUACGAGCAGAGAAUUAUUUGAGCUAAUCUCAAAAGAAAGUAAUGCUGUCGUUUUUGCAACGAGAUGUGCGGAAAAGGGAAUUUACGUUGGAUACUUUGGAACAAAGCAUCAAGUAAUUAGAAUCGAGCCGCCAUUAGUUAUAGGAGAUCUUGAAGUCUUUGAGAUAAUAAGGAUCAUGAAAGAGGUCUGUGAAGAAGUGAUGAAUGGGGACAUCCCAAAGGAAACUAUUGACAAUGUCAAGAAGUACUCUAUAGGAUUGUAGCUACAUGCUACUACAAUUGAGUAAUUAUUUUAUAAGUAAACAUUUUUAGAUUUUUUUUUACCUAUUUUUGUGUGCAUUAAAUUUUAAUUGCUGCAAUUAUUAGUGUAAUGGCAAUAAUUUGAAUUAUUAUGUUUUUUGUAUUAAUCUGAUCUAUUUUUGAAAAAAAUAUGUUUAAAUGCA